AUGAAAUAACAGAAAUAAAUUUCAUGGCAUCGAACAAAGGUUAGAUGGUUAUUUCUAGCCUUGACAUGCUUAUUUUAAGUUGGAUGUUGCAUUUGCAUAGAUUUUCCUUCAGUAUUAGCAAGUUAAAUCUAAUCUACAUUUAAUGUUGGUCAAAAAGAUAUCAAUUACUUAUUCUCUAUAUAUUCUAUGCCUAAUAUAGUUUUACCCUUUUUUGGUGGAAUAAUAAUAGAUAAAAUAGGAGUUAGAAGUGCAUUAAUUAUUUUUUGUUCGUUUUUAGUAAUUGGAUAAGGUUAUAAAUAUAUUUAUUACAAGGAUUGUGUGUUUAAGGUGCUUAAGUUUAAGAUUUUGGGUUACUAAAACUAGGAAUGUUAUUCUUAGGGUUAGGAGGAGAAGUUUGCUUAACAGUAGCUUAAAGUGCUAUGCUUACAAAAUGGUUUUUAGGAUAAGAGAUGUCUUUAGCUUUUGGGUAUAAUAAAUAUAUAAUUAGUGUAUAAAUUACAUUCAUUCGUGUUGGAUCAGUAAUUGGUGCUAAUUGGUUACCAAAGGUGUAUAUUUAGAAUGGUAAUAGUUUUACUGCAUGUAUGAUGUUUUGUUUUGUUUUCAUUUUGAUAACAAUGCUAACUAGUUUUAUUCAAUGUAUGUUAGAUAAAAGAAGUGAUAAAAGAGAUAGAGACUAGAUGAGUUAACAAGAAUUAUCUGAAUUAGAAUAACAACCACCUGUAAAUUGUAGUGAUGUAAAAGAAUUUAAAUUUGAUUACUAUUUAUUGUCUAUUAGUUGUGUAUGUAGUUAUAGUGCCUUUCUUAUCUUAUAAUCUAAUGGAAUACGAAUGUUUCAAAUUAGGUGAAAAUUAUUUCUAAUUUAUAGAUAUAAUUUAAAUUUAACUUAAUAAACUUUUCUUUAUAGCUUACCUUACUUUAUUAGUGCAUCAGUGACACCAAUAAUUGGUUAUUUUAUAGAUAAAAUUGGGAAAAGACCAAUAUUUUUAAUAGUAUCUGGUAAUUUAUUAUUAUUGUCUACAAUAAUAUAUUCUAAAAAUGUAGAUUGUGCAAUUGAGGAUCAAUGUUUUAGCUUAGUACUUUUGGCUUAAUUAAUUAAUGGAAUCUUUUUUGCUUUAUAUGCACCUGUAAUUUGGCCAUGUGUACCAUUAUGUGUCAAUGCUAAUUCAUAAGGAACUGGAUUUGGUAUUAUUGGUUCUAUUUAAAAUGCUGGUCUAACUGUAUUUCCUAUAGUUGUAGGUAGAAUUCUACUAAUAGAAAAUGCUGUAAACUAUUAACAUAUGAUUUAAUUUCUUGGAUUUAUCACAAUUAUAGCUAAUAUUAGCAAUAUUAAUAUAUAUUUUUAUGAUAUAUAUCAUGGUAAUAAAUUAAUGUCACCAACAAUUAAAUUACCAGAAUAUGAAGUAGUUGUGGAAUAAGAAGAAUAAAGCGAUAAUAAUACUAGAAUUGAAUGA
Molecule: messenger RNA, 1451 nt
Organism: Paramecium pentaurelia
Lineage: Eukaryota; Ciliophora; Oligohymenophorea; Peniculida; Parameciidae
Source: the annotation of a GenBank genome assembly